CAUUACCUGAAACCUGAGCAAGUUUAAGUGGAAAAUGUCAGAGAAUUUUCAGUGUACAAUGUACAUUUCACACAUGCUCUGGAGGCAGCAGGGGGUGUAGUGUUUAGGGCUGUCUUUUGGCAAUUUCAAGGUUCCUGGUUCCCUCCUUUUGCUAUAGUAACCUUGGUGAAGGUACUUAAUUAUUGCAGGAAAAUUACAUAACUAUUAAUGCAUCUGUAAAUGCUGUAGCUUUGAAUACAAGAUUACUCUAACUUGCUUUGGACUAUGGCGUCAGCUAAAUAAAGAUUAAUAUAAUAAUAAUGGUGAUGGCAAAAUCCAAGUAAUCGCACGCGCAGUGUUCUGCCAGGAGCCGGUUCUUCUGGCUCCUAUUGCGUAACCCCGCCAUUCAGGCGGCAGAGGCACGUGGCAGCCACGAGGGGCGCUGCUGCGCGGGCCCGCGACCAGGUGCUGCUGCUUAUCACUCGCUCGCACGUGCCGCGCGCAAGAAUGUCUCGGACGGACUGGUCCCGCAGGUUUGGGGUGGGGAGGCCUUGGGAGGCUCCGGCUAUAAGAGCUCCAAGAGUGGGGGGCGCCCCCUGAGUGCAGCCGGACGGACGGUCAGUGUUCGUACACCAUGAACACACUGGGCGAGUUUUAAGCCCCCACGCAACCAGGAAGCCGGAUACUACUUUUUUUUUUUUUGUGUGUGUCUUACCUUUGGACCCUCGGAUGUUUUAUUUUUCCUCUCCUUCCAGUUUCCGAAGUAUCUUUCACUUUUCCCUUCUCCCCGUUUUAUACGGUACUGAGAAGAGAACUUUUGUGCGAAAGUUUCCAGCGUUUUCUCUCGGUUUUGAGUGAAUUAUUUGUCCAUAUCGCUACUGUGUAGCGACCGCAUCUCACCGGGUUCCUCAGCUGAGACGAUUGGCGCUCGAGCGGGAGACGGAGCUGCGGCGCGAGACUCGGGGUCGCCGCGUGUCGUAAUGGGGCGGAACAACAACGAGGCGCGCGCAGCCGGCGCCGCGAACCCCUUCGUGCACGAGCUCCGGCUGAGCGCCUGGCGGAAGCUCCAGGUUCUGCUUAUGGGUCUGGUGCUCUUCCCAGUGCGUGUUGCCUUGGCCGCCCUGCUUUUCUUGCUCAUGUGGCCCGUUGCGAAGCUGCGGCUCGCCGGCCUCUCGGCGGAGGAGAGGGCGCAGCCCGUGCGGGGGUGGAGGAGCUGGGUGCUGCACCCCAUGAUGCUGCUCCUCAGCCGUGCGGUGUUCUUCUCCCUGGGCUUCUUCUGGGUCAAGGUCAAGGGCCGCCAAGCGGCACCGAAGGAGGCGCCGCUGCUCGCCGUAGCCCCUCACAGCAGCUUCCUGGACAUGCUGAUUCUGUGUGUGGCUGGACUGCCCACCGUAGUGUCCCGCUCAGAAAACACCACCCUCCCUGUCAUUGGAGCGCUGCUGGAGUUCAACCAGUCACUGCUAGUGAGCCGGAAGGAUCCAGAAUCGAGAAGACGUUGCGCUGCACAGCUCAGUGAGAGACUGCAGUCCAAUGGUCGCUGGCCUCAGAUGCUGCUCUUCCCAGAAGGAACCACAACCAACGGUCAGGCGCUCAUCAAAUUCAAGCAUGGGGGGUUUGCUCCAGGAGUCCCCGUCCAGCCUGUACUGCUGCGGUACCCCAACAAACUGGACACUGUUCGCUGGACCUGGAAGGGGACAGGCUGGGUACAGGCACUGUGGUACACGACUUCUCAACUUUACACCAACAUCACUGUGGAGUUCCUGCCAGUAUACAGUCCAUCCGAGGAGGAGAAG
Molecule: messenger RNA, 1772 nt
Organism: Scleropages formosus (Asian bonytongue)
Lineage: Eukaryota; Metazoa; Chordata; Actinopteri; Osteoglossiformes; Osteoglossidae
Product: lysophospholipid acyltransferase LPCAT4-like
Exons: 8
Biological process (GO): phosphatidylcholine acyl-chain remodeling
Cellular component (GO): endoplasmic reticulum
Molecular function (GO): lysophosphatidic acid acyltransferase activity; 1-acylglycerophosphocholine O-acyltransferase activity
Source: RefSeq, a predicted model, not a curated record